AAACAGAUGACCUCUGUGACCAUACCAACAGCCUUGUACAGUAGAUGAGCAAGCGGAGAGCAGGCCUCAUACGCCUCCCAUCAUCAUUGCUCGCGGCAAAAGAACCCUCUGCAGCCGCAAAGCAGCCCGUGGCAGAUCCUAUCGUUGACCUCUUUCACGUCUCGCUCCCGACAUUCUUUGCCCUCGCUGUCCUCCUCUCCGUCUUUCUUUAUGAGUGGCCCAGCUGGUGGAUCCUCUCGGGUGCUCCUCUUCUCGUGUACUUUAUUCUCCUUGGCGCAUACAACGGAAGUCGCAUCUUCCCAGACGUUCCAGUCUGGUCCUUAAUUGCAGGCCUCAAUGUGGUCUAUUCCAUCUGCGCAACCUCUUGGCUUUUAUGGCGUAUCUUUACUUUUCUCUGCUUUCCACUCAUCUUCUUCAUUGGACUAUUCCAAUUUGACUGGCUAUCAACACGAGUCCGAGCAAUGCUGCGAUCAGUCCUAAACCAGCUGCACUUCGUCAGUGACAAAGUGGCCUUCUUCAAUAUUCCCGCUCUCGAGAUUGAUACCGACGUCGAUGGUCUCUUUGUCGUGCGUGGACUGACGUUUUGUCUAUCGAAUCUCACCAUCACCGUACAUGGUAUUGAAGUAGGCAUUAAACUCUCUGAUGAUAUGGAGUUGGCGUUGCAGGCAGACAAGGUUGUCAUUCCUCUCUUCAGGCGUAUCGUGAUUGGUGAUGUCUACGGGAAUGUCAAGGGCGGUCAGUAUGAAAUGACUUUUGGCGAUCUUGCUGAACGCACUCGAAGCUCCAAAGAUGGCGGGGCACUUAUGCAGACAAAUACACCACUUCUGCAAGCAGCAGCCAGUGCACAGGCAUUACCAAUAACGCCGGGUGUGAAAAUGACCAAAAUGACUGAUUACAUGUCUGAUGGCCAUGCUCCUGCAGCUGUCAGUGCGAAGGAAGGGCUUGAAGCUGUCCAAGUUGCGAAACUAUCGCCAGAGGAUGAAGAAGCUCACGAACACUAUCAUUCGACUCUGGCGUGGAUUGCCUCGACGAGCAGCAUUGAACAGUGCCGUGGCAAGUUGCGUCGUCAAAAAGCUCGUCAAUCGCAGAAUGGCACAACGGAGGACCUGGAUGAGCAGGACGACCGUGCCGGUAUUUGUGCAUACUUGCAUGCUGUUCCAUCCAUUGUCAACCCGCCACAACGGUCCAUCAAAGUUACGACGUUACAAAAUCUGACGCCUCCUGCAAUUCGCCGAUUCCUGCAUCGUCUGCCACUUCUACUUCGUAUGCUCCUCAAUGUUCUGGCUUAUUCGCAUCCAAUAAAGAUCUCCUCAAUCACUGCAGCUGGCUCUGGUGGAUGGCUCAAGUCCUUACUGGAAUCGGAGCUCUUCAAGGAGUAUACAAAACGCAACGCCGAGCUGCGCAAGCUCGAAAAGCGUGUUGCCCAAUGGACGGAAGAAGCGCAUUUUGCAGUACAGCUAGUAGAUGUGACUGGGUUGGCUGCUGUGCCAACCAUUUCUGCCUACGACAUUGUCACGCACCUCGAGUUUGGCGAUGUGCUAGUGUACCGUACCCUUGUCUCCGAUAUGGCCAUGGGUAAGAUUGUACGACUUGGUGGUGCUGAUGCGACAUUCACACUGCCGACGUACUUGCUACCGCAUCAUGAGCACUUGUUGCCACCGUUGCCAACAAAGGCAGACAAGGAUACAUUGAACCAGGAAGUAGAAGAUGCUGAUGACAACAAGCCUAAACAGGUCCAAAAAGAAGCAGCACUUGCCUUGGUGGAAAACGAUUCUUGUGAAGUGCAGAUGGGUGUUCAUGUGUGUCUUCCUGCAAUUUUAGAUCAAGAAUUGCUCAACUUCAUUAUGGCCCUUGUCAAGGCAUCACAAGUGAUUGAGGUGGAGAAGCAACCUGGCUUGCUCAAUGGAGAGGUGCAAGGUUUACAAAAUUUGGGCUCUGCCAUGGCAAAAGGUGUUAAGAAGGUCUUGGUGGAAGGCUUGAUGGAUGAUCACCUCAUUGCAAAGCUACUUGGUAAAGUGACCAAGAAGCUCGAAACGGCACAGGGUGAUGUUGGAUACUCUGGUGCAUUGCCUGUUGCCCUCGACGUGUACAGACCCAAAGAGACACUUCCUUCCAAAUUGUUGCCAUGAAUACUGUAAAAAGAAAAAGCAUAUACAGGUCGUUAUAACGCUUAAAAGAUGUAGAAUUGCACCAGCCUGAU
This is a messenger RNA of Protomyces lactucae-debilis, 2200 nucleotides long. RefSeq lists its product as uncharacterized. Bases 45 to 2129 code for a protein of 694 amino acids. NCBI's taxonomy places the organism in Eukaryota, Fungi, Ascomycota, Taphrinomycetes, Taphrinales, Protomycetaceae. The transcript has a single exon. The record is from RefSeq and is a predicted model, not a curated record.